AUGGAGCCAUGGACCAUCAAGCCCUAUACGCCGGCCUCUUCUCAAAAGCCGAUGAACUUGGAUCCAUCAGUGAAUACACAGCUUCACUACACCCGCGAGCAGCUCCUCUCGUUACGUAAUACAACAAUGAAGCCUUUAGAACCCGUACGUAAAAUCAGUAAAGAGUUGGGAAUCACCAGACAAAAACGGGGUAAGCGUGCGGGGCGUCGUGUUCAUCGCCCGAUCAAAUCAUGGAUCUCAUACAGGAAAAAUCAAAUAAGGAACAUUCCCUUGAGAUCAAAUGCUAAUUUGAGGUUUGUGCAACGAGUAGUUGAUACAAGAUGUGAAAAGAACUACCCAUCAAUCAUGUUGACUAAUGUACGAUCUAUGAACAGAAAGUUUGAUGAAUUGUGUGCAACUAUCAGUCAUUACAAUGCUGAUAUAAUCGGUGUAACCGAAACUUGGUUCAGUGAUUCGAAUCCAGCUUCAGCCAAUGCUAUCCAAGAUUUCAAUCUGUUUCAUAGGGACAGAACUGCACAACGGGGUGGGGGCAUAGCUCUCUAUGCAAGAGAUGAUCUAGAACCUGAAACCUAUGAACUUGACCUUGUCCCGCCUCAUCUUGAAAUAAUUUGGAUUAAAGUUAAUCUGCAUGCUUACGGCAGAGGAAAUGUCGUUCUCUUUGUCUGUGUGGUGUACUCACCACCUCGUACACAACAUCAUGAUGAUUAUUAUCAACCAUCUGAUCAUUAUGGGGAUCAUAUUAGAACCACUCAUCCUGAUUCAUCAAUUAUGAUCAUGGGAGACUUUAACGAUCUACAAGUUGAAGAGUUUGUCACACACUUGAGUUUAUCACAGAUGGUCAAGCAACCCACAAGGAAUGAUCGCAUUUUAGAUAUGAUAUUUACAGAUCAUCCAGAGCAUUAUAGUGAACCUGUUAUCAAGGCUCCUAUAGCAACUUCAGAUCAUGCUACUGUAUUGAUGAUUGGGUCGUCUCAACUCUCUUCAUCUAAUGUCAUCAAGAGUUUUGGACGCCCUCUUCGUGAUUCCAACAUUCGAUCUUUUGGGAGAUGGAUAAUCAACUACAAUUUUGAUUGGUUACAGUCGAUCGAUACUGCCGAUGAAAUGGUAGAUGCCUUUCAAGACGUGCUCACCCAGGCAGAGGCUUACUACGAGCACUUCCCAAUAGUCAUCUCUCGUCGAAAGUCAUCUGACAAACCAUGGAUUACACACCGCAUCAAGGAUCUUAUCAGUAAGCGACAACGGGCCUAUGAUUCUGGUAAUGGUGAGAUGUUUCGUAAGGUACGGAAUCUUGUUCAAAGAGAUAGAUCAAAGUGCAAGGAAUUGUUCUAUGUUCGGAGGGUUCAAGAUCUAAGGAAGAGUGAACCUUCCCAAUGGCAUCGUCAAAUCCGAAGCAUGGCUGGGGUCAGCAAAGCCUCACUUAAAUUACCAACCUGCUUUGGCCACAAUGACUCACAGAAAGCUGCUAGGGUCAAUGAGCACUUCGCUGGGGUUUGUAGCCAGCUUCCAUCAUUAAAUCUUGGUUCCUUACCAUCCUACCUACCUUCUUCUUCAAGACCACCUACGAUCUAUGCACAUGAAGUAUUCAAUAUCUUGCGCAAUUUGGAUGCUUCCAAGGCAAUCAUGACGGGGGAUAUCCCUAUUAAACUUAUCAAGGAAUUCGCGUUGGAGUUAGCGGAGCCACUUUCGAAUAUAUUCAAUGUUAUUCUUCGAACUGGUAGCUACCCUUCCUGUUGGAAAAGAGCAGUGAUUACCCCCAUUCCAAAGAAACAACAAGUUUCGCAACUGUCAGACCUGCGGCCUAUCUCCAUUACUGCAGUAUUUUCAAGAGUGUUGGAGACUUUCAUCUCAAAAUGGAUCAGUCGUGACCUCUCUCCUGUGAUUGACAAGAAGCAAUUUGGAAAUGUUACUGGCAGUUCCACCACACAUUACUUGAUUAGUCUUCUGGACUCUAUCGGGAAGAGCUUCGACAAGCCGGGUCACUGUGCAUCCUUGUGCGCCAUUGAUUUCUCCAAGGCGUUUGAUCAUGUCAAUCACAACAUCGUGGUGAGAAAACUGAUUGACUAUGGUGUAAAACCUGCACUUGUGCCAGUUAUUUGUGGUUUCCUUGAUGGACGUAAACAAGCUGUCAAAGUUGGUUCUUCCAUAUCAUGUGACCUGGGAGUUACAUGCGGUGUUCCUCAGGGUACAAAAUUGGGGCCAGUGCUAUUUCUUACCAUGAUCAACGACGCCAUGUCAGAUUGCUACAACAGGUGGAAAUAUGUUGAUAGUCUCGUUUGGCCGAAAUUCGUCGUGUAA
This is a messenger RNA of Lytechinus variegatus (green sea urchin), 2295 nucleotides long. RefSeq lists its product as uncharacterized. The transcript has a single exon. NCBI's taxonomy places the organism in Eukaryota, Metazoa, Echinodermata, Echinoidea, Temnopleuroida, Toxopneustidae. Gene Ontology annotation, molecular function: catalytic activity. The record is from RefSeq and is a predicted model, not a curated record. Bases 1 to 2295 code for a protein of 764 amino acids.